Molecule: messenger RNA, 777 nt
Organism: Phanerochaete carnosa HHB-10118-sp
Lineage: Eukaryota; Fungi; Basidiomycota; Agaricomycetes; Polyporales; Phanerochaetaceae
Exons: 2
Biological process (GO): DNA-templated transcription
Molecular function (GO): DNA binding; zinc ion binding
Source: RefSeq, a predicted model, not a curated record
CGAACACGGUAUCUCAAGGGUCUUUACGACGCCAUGUUCGUCCACCCAUGCUUUAACUUCCGGCACUUCGAGCAACGUGUAGAUGCCAUGAUGGCGUGGGGAGAAGCGAACGACCCAUCUAAGCAAAAGAGCGACCUUGCGCGGGAGCUCUUUGGUCAAGCUAACGGCGCACCGAAGAGGCCCGCAAGUUUUGCAUCCUCAUCACCGAAACCAACGCUCAGCUUCUUUGCCGCUGCUUCCGCCGCGUUUGCGCUAGGCGCUGUCAUGGCGAGGGACCCUGGCGAGACAAGCACGGACUCAGAUGUCAUGCAACGGAACAACCCGGCCGUUCUCUUUGCGCUCUCAAAGCAGAGUCUCAGCCUGUUCGAGGAUACGUCGUCGUACGACGUUGACAGUGUCAUUGCGAUGCUAAUCCAAGUCCUCUAUCUGCUGCAUGACGGUACGAUGCGGAUCGCGCACACGGUCUUCCCCCUUGUUGGCAAGAUGAUCAACGUUGCGCGGAUGAUGGGCCUCGCCGUAGACCCUGACGAGUUCCCCGGGACCUAUAGCCUUUUCGAGGCUGAAACUCGGAGACGCAUCUGGUGGGAUAUCGUCUAUUACGACAUGGUUGUGUCCGACUGCAUGGGUCAUCCGUCGCUCAUCACCGAGACAUCAUCGUCAACGAAAAUCCCGAAGGACGUGGAAGAGAGCUCGUUUAGCCCAUCGUCGACAACGGUCCCUCCACCACCCGAGGACCGGCAAUACUCGAGCAUCCAGUAUUUCAUCUUCCGAUGCAAG